AGCGAGUAGAUGUCUGUGUUUCUGUAAGACUCAUCACGAAGCUCCCAUCUUCAUCCUCCUCAUCAUGCCUACCACCCGACAGUCCCCACACCCUUCCAAUGCAUCGCCUCAUGCAGCGCCAUCCCUGGCUCCGCCCAUCACCAUCAUCUCCACCACCUCCUCUCACACCAACACCACCCUCCAUCCAGCCGCUGGCUUUGUCAACGACCUGCUGGACGGCAUCCCCCUGCCUCGAUGGUUGGUCUACAUCAUCUUCAUCCUCGGCGUCCUCCUGAUUCUGUUCUGCUGCGUGUGCGUCUGCUACAAGUGCUGCUGCAAAAGCAAGAAGAAGAAACAGCAGAAGAAGAAGGAUGAGAAGAUCAACCUGGACGGAGUGAACGGGAAAACCACCUCGUCUCUGGUUCAGCCUGAUGCGAACGAUGUGGACUACGGGUCGGCCAAACAGUACAGAGGAAAGCUGCUGUACUCUCUGGACUAUAACGCUGCUCAGUCUGAGCUCACUGUGGGGAUCAAACAGGCCAACAGCCUGAAGGCCAUGGACCUCGGGGGAAGCUCGGACCCCUACGUCAAAGUCUACAUCAGCCCUGACAAAGCAAAAACCUGCGAGACCAAAGUGUUCAGAAACACUCUGGGCCCGGUCUUCAAUGAAAGUUUCAACUACCAGAUAACCAAGUCCUCCCUCCUGAAGUCCUCCGUGGUGAUGCAGGUGUUCGACUUCAACAGAUUCUCCAAACACAACAUCAUCGGCGAGAUCCGGGUGCAGCUGUGCAACGUUGACUGGAACCACGUCAUCGAGGAGUGGCAGGACCUCGAAGAGCCCUCCAAGUUUGAGGAUGGGAACCUGGGUGAGAUCUGCUUCUCUCUGCGUUAUGUCCCGACCUCCGGCAAACUGACCGUGGUGAUCCUGGAAGCCAAAAACCUGAAAUGCAUGGACAUUGGAGGCAGUUCAGAUCCCUACGCAAAGGUGCAGCUAACUCUGGACAAGAGGAAGUGGAGGAAAAAGAAGACGACAGUGAAGAAGAAGACGUUGAGUCCUUAUUAUAACGAGUCCUUCACCUUCGAUGUGACGUUUGAACAGAUUCAGAGGGUGAAUCUGGUGAUCUCCGUGUGGGACCACGACGCCAUUUCCCGAAACGACGCCAUGGGGAAGAUCUUCCUGGGCUGCGACGCCACGGGGAACCAGCUGAGGCACUGGGCCGACAUGUUGUCCAACCCGCGGCGGCCGGUCGCUCAGUGGCACAACCUGCUGUCGGCCCAGCAGGUCAACUCCACCCUGACCCUGAAGAAGAAGAUCCCCCUCUCCAGCAAACUGCCCUUCUGAUGGGACAACACACACACACACACACACACACACACACACACACACACACACACUGAAGUGGUCCCGUCCAUCACAAACAUUUCUACCACAUCAGUGCGAGCUUUUUCAAACAGUCUUUCUUUUAUAUAUCAUUUCUCAGGAAACUAACUGAUUGUUUGUAUCUCACAUUUAAGAUUAACAGUUAUAUUUUAGUACUAAUUUGAAUUAUGAAUCAUGUUUUAUUUUUAAACUUGAGCACUUUCUCUUCCCUGUAUGACCUGUACACCUCCAGCUCAACGCAGGAAAGACCAAAGAGCUGGUGGUGGAUUUCAGAAGAUGCAGUGAACA
Messenger RNA from Notolabrus celidotus (New Zealand spotty), 1648 nucleotides. RefSeq names its product synaptotagmin VIII (gene syt8). Gene Ontology annotation, cellular component: axon; dense core granule; synaptic vesicle membrane. Gene Ontology annotation, biological process: synaptic vesicle endocytosis; regulation of dopamine secretion; cellular response to calcium ion. Gene Ontology annotation, molecular function: calcium-dependent phospholipid binding; syntaxin binding; phosphatidylserine binding. The transcript is spliced from 9 exons. Bases 65 to 1321 code for a protein of 418 amino acids. The record is from RefSeq and is a predicted model, not a curated record. Lineage: Eukaryota; Metazoa; Chordata; Actinopteri; Labriformes; Labridae.